This is a messenger RNA of Boleophthalmus pectinirostris (great blue-spotted mudskipper), 1778 nucleotides long. It is a transcript of the gene jun, whose product is annotated as Jun proto-oncogene, AP-1 transcription factor subunit. Gene Ontology annotation, molecular function: DNA-binding transcription factor activity, RNA polymerase II-specific; transcription factor binding; RNA polymerase II cis-regulatory region sequence-specific DNA binding. NCBI's taxonomy places the organism in Eukaryota, Metazoa, Chordata, Actinopteri, Gobiiformes, Gobiidae. The record is from RefSeq and is a predicted model, not a curated record. Gene Ontology annotation, cellular component: transcription regulator complex. The transcript has 2 exons. Gene Ontology annotation, biological process: regulation of cell population proliferation; regulation of transcription by RNA polymerase II; regulation of cell cycle. The coding region runs from base 148 to 1110 and encodes 320 amino acids.
UACGCUCCACGCUGUAAGCGCUCAGUGUAUACACUUGAGCCAGAGAGAGCACCACAGAGACAAGGUGUCUGUAGAGAAGUCACUAAGGAAAACUCGGGAUACUUUGGCUUUUGAACUGAUAGCGACAAACGUCUCCCGCUGAAAGAAAUGGAAACUACUUUUUAUGACGACUCACUCAACGCUUUCUCCCAGCUCGACAGCUCGGGCUACGGAUACAACAACCCCAAAGCUCUGAAACACAACAUGACACUGAACCUGUCGGACCCGACUGGCACCUCUCUGAAGCCGCACCUCCGGGCCAAAGCCAGCGACAUCCUCACUUCUCCGGACGUGGGUUUACUCAAGCUGGCCUCCCCAGAGCUGGAGCGACUUAUUAUCCAGUCCAGCAACGGACUCAUCACAACCACACCGACCCCGACGCAGUUCAUCUGCCCCAAGAAUGUGACGGACGAGCAGGAGGGCUUCGCCGAGGGGUUUGUGCGCGCCUUGGCUGAGCUUCACCACCAGCACAUGCCCGCUCACACUAACGUGACCUCCGCCCAGGCCACUGUCAACAAUGCACUGCCACCGGUUUCCUCUGUGGCUGGCGCCACGUACAAUAAUAACUCUGCCAUGCGCUCCGACUCUCCCGUCUACGAGGACUUGAACACGUUUAACCCGGCCAUUAGCACCGUAUCGGCGCCCAACUAUACCACCUCGGCCCCGACCAUGUCCUUCUCCACUGCUCCGCCUCAGCUUCCCAUGUACGGACAGCCCUCCUCCGGACAGCUGCCGAGGAUCACUGCGCUCAAAGAGGAGCCCCAGACCGUGCCUGAGAUGCCCGGGGAGACCCCCCCUCUUUCCCCGAUUGACAUGGAGAGUCAGGAGCGCAUUAAGGCCGAGAGGAAGCGCAUGAGGAACCGUAUCGCUGCUUCCAAGUGCCGGAAAAGGAAGCUGGAGAGGAUUUCACGACUGGAGGACAAAGUGAAGACACUCAAGUCGCAGAACUCCGAGCUGGCGUCCACGGCCAACAUGCUCCGGGAGCAAGUGGCGCAGCUCAAACAGAAAGUGAUGAACCACGUGAACAGCGGCUGCCAGCUCAUGUUGACGCAGCAGCUCCAGACCUUCUGAGCCGCAGGACACUAGUGGACACUGUAGUUGAUCCAAACGCUUCCUGAGAUAGUGAGAGGCACUUCUCCCGAUGGGACGAUGUGGCGUGACACUGGCAGGACCGGGGCUCGCACUUUAAGUUCAGUGAGUGCACGCGCACUCCAGGGGUGCGUCCCAGAGAGGGGCCCGGGACAGUGACAGUACCCAUGCACCAGAGGGGCAUGGGGACAAGCAGGAUACUCUUCUGUUUCUGUUUCGCGCCAAACUGGACAGAGUUUUACUUUAUUUGACCAAGUCCUCCUGCAUGGACCUUGACCAUCAUGGACUUCAGUAUUAGAGGAUUUAAGAUCCCUCAAAGAGACUCUUAUAGCCAUAUUGGCCUCAGCCCAGUCCGGCUGUGAUGUCAAGUUUAACAGCUGAAAAGUUGCAUUUAAGCUGCCUGACUUCUGAUUUACAGUACAAUGUACUUUUUCUUAAUUGUAAGAAAUUAAGUUAGAAAGUUUCAAGAUUUACUUGUUUUUUUCUUAACUUCUUUAAUGGGGUUUCACUCAUUGUUAUAUGUAUAUAUAAGAUCAACUUGGAGUACUUAUGUUUACCAUUUGUAACAAAAUCUGUAUAAUUUUUUUUAUGUUUUUCUGAGCACUUCAGAAACCUAUUGAUAUUUAAGGAAAUAAAUGACAGAAAAUUAA